Messenger RNA from Salvelinus sp. IW2-2015, 5754 nucleotides. RefSeq names its product clustered mitochondria protein homolog. Gene Ontology annotation, biological process: intracellular distribution of mitochondria. NCBI's taxonomy places the organism in Eukaryota, Metazoa, Chordata, Actinopteri, Salmoniformes, Salmonidae. The record is from RefSeq and is a predicted model, not a curated record. Gene Ontology annotation, cellular component: cytoplasm. Gene Ontology annotation, molecular function: protein binding; mRNA binding.
ACAAAUACAAUUUGAUUUGAGAAGUGUUGCACACCCCUAUAGCCAUAUUAACCAAAGAAUGAUGUUAUACAAAAAGUCUACAUUUUCUAAUUUCAGUAAUACAGAGCACCUGUCCAAAAUAAAAUCACAGUUUAUCAUUUUGUGAUCCUAGAUGGGCACCUGUUCAAAAAAAAAACGGCACACUGCGCUUUCCGUAGCCAGACGUUUUGGGGGUGGGAACCAACGCAAAGGCAAAGGGGUCAGGAGGAGGAGAAACCACGUGUUUUCCAUGUCCAGCUUUGACUGUCCUUCCUAUGUAGACUUGUUUUUAUAAGAUCGUACCCUCUGCAUGUAACUGGCUAGCCCGUUAGCUAAGAAGAAGCAUUUCACAGAUUAACAUAGCAAUUUUGAGCAACAGAUUUCUGUUGCCACCUUUAAGCUAACUAGCUGCCAAACUGACUGCCAAAUAAUGGUGAGCAAGACGGAUGACAUCCAGGCGUCAGUACCCAACUGUAAUGUUAACACAGUUGAUCUUGCAGAAGGAGAGACGCCAGACCACCAAGAGACCAAGGCACCAAACAAGGAUCCUUGUGCGUGUGGGCACAGUGCAAGCACAGUGGUGAUGAAUGGGGGCAGGGCCCACUAUCAUUCGGAGGAGGAGUCCAAGCAGGAUGGCGGUGGUGACAUGGACGGUGGGGAGGAUUCUAACGAACAGGAAGUGAUUGUGAUUCAGGAUACAGGUUUCACCGUGAAAAUCCAGGCACCCGGGACGGAGCCUUUUGACCUCCAGGUUUCACCCCAGGAGAUGGUGCAGGAGAUCCACCAGGUGUUGAUGGACCGUGAGGACACCUGUCAUCGUACCUGUUUCUCCCUGCAGCUGGACGGCAACGUGCUGGAUAACUUUGCUGAGCUCAAAUCCAUCGAGGGCCUGCAGGAGGGCUCCCUUCUCAAAGUAGUGGAAGAGCCCUACACAGUGCGCGAGGCCCGUAUCCAUGUGCGUCAUAUCAGAGACCUGCUGAAAAGCCUGGACCCAUCUGAUGCCUACAAUGGAGUGGACUGCAACUCUCUCUCCUUCCUCAGUGUCUUCACCGACGGGGACCUAGGAGACAGUGGUAAGCGGAAGAAGAAGGGCAGUGAUCUGGAGCAGAUAGACUGUACCCCUCCAGAACACAUCCUACCUGGCAGCAAAGAACGCCCCCUGGUGCCCCUCCAGCCACAGAACAAGGACUGGAAGGUAAUAAUGACGCCCAUGCAGUGCCUGAAGGUCCUGACUAUGAGUGGCUGGAACCCCCCCCCUGGCAACAGGAAGAUGCAUGGUGAUCUGAUGUACCUGUAUAUGGUGACUGUUGAGGAGAGACACAUCAGUAUCACCGCCUCCACACGUGGCUUCUACCUCAACCAGUCAACCACCUACACCUUCAACCCCAAGCCAGCCAACCCCAGCUUCCUGAGCCACUCGUUGGUUGAGCUGCUGAGCCAGAUUAGCCCUGCCUUCAAAAAGAACUUCACUGUCCUGCAGAAGACAAGGGUCCAGCGGCAUCCGUUUGAAAGGAUAGCCACACCCUUCCAGGUGUACAGUUGGACCGCCCCCCAGGUGGACCACACCAUGGACUGUGUCAGAGCUGAGGACGCUUACACCUCCCGUCUGGGCUACGAGGAACACAUACCUGGACAGACGCGAGACUGGAAUGAGGAGUUGCAGACGACCAGAGAGCUGGCCCGGAAGAACCUGCCUGAACGCCUGCUGAGAGAGAGGGCCAUCUUCAAGGUCCACAGUGACUUUGCGGCUGCUGCCACUCGCGGUUCCAUGGCGGUGAUCGACGGCAACGUGAUGGCCAUCAAUCCUGGUGAGGAGACGCGUAUGCAGAUGUUUAUCUGGAACAACAUCUUUUUCUCUCUGGGCUUCGACGUCCGCGACCACUACCGUGAGCUGGGCGGAGACGCUGCCGCGCACGCUGCACCCACCAAUGACCUCAACGGUGUCCGGGCUUAUGGGGCCGUAGACGUGGAGGGGCUGUACACCCUGGGGACAGUGGUGGUGGAUUAUCGUGGUUACCGUGUCACGGCCCAGUCGAUCAUCCCUGGCAUUCUGGAGAGAGAGCAGGAGCAGAGCGUUAUCUAUGGGUCUAUCGACUUUGGGAAGACAGUGGUGUCUCAUGGGAAGUACCUGGAGCUUCUGGAGAGGACCAGUCGACCACUCAAGGUCCAGAGACACAAUGUGCUGAAUGAGAAGGAUGAGUCCGUGGAGCUGUGUUCCUCUGUUGAGUGUAAGGGCAUAAUUGGCAACGAUGGACGCCACUACAUCCUGGACCUUCUGAGGACUUUCCCCCCUGACCUGAACUUCCUGCCUGUGGAAGGGGAGGAGCUUUCCCCUGAGAGUGUGAGGCAUGGUUUCCCCCGCCAGCACCGCCACCGUCUGGCCUGCCUCCGACAGGAGCUCAUUGAGGCCUUCGUCGAGCACAGAUACCUCCUCUUCAUGAAGAUGGCAGCACUCCAGCUGAUGCAGCAGAAAGCUAACAAGGAGAGCAAGAUGGCCACCCUGACAGAGAAUAGCAGCCCCGAGGCAGCCGUUCCAGCCCUACCCUCCACGGAGAACCCUGAUGCUUCAGCCAAGUCCUCAGAAACUUCCACAGAAACCCUCACUGACGGCAAGUCAGACGCAGUCCAGAUAGAGACCACCUCCACCUCUGAUGCCCCUCAGCCAGCAGCAACAGAAGCCACCACCAUAGGAGCAGCCCCCAAGGCAGAACAAACAACAGAAACGGACAGUCCCUCUGCUGCAGCAACAACCAUUAAUGCCUCCCAGGCAACCCCUACAGAGGAUAAUGUGGUUCCCACGGUGACCACCAAUGGGCCAUUGGUGCCCGUUGCCACAGCGAUUCAGAAUGGGGAGUGCGAGAGCCCUCUGGAGGGUAAGGCUGAGGAUAGUAUCCCGGGCUUAGCCCAGGCCAAAGAGCUGGCUGAGUCCUUAGCCGCAGAAGAUGGAUCCGGUAUCGACCCUAAAAGCCGUGAGGUUGUCCUCAACGCCUGCAAGGCCGUGGGUUCCAUCAGCAACACCUCCUUCGACAUCCGCUUCAACCCAGACAUCUUUUCUCCAGGAGUGCGUUUCCCUGAGGACAGUGUGGAUGAYAUUCAGAAACAGAAGCAGCUGUUGAAGGAUGCUGCAGCCUUCCUGGUGUCCUGUCAGAUCCCCUCUCUGGUGAAGGACUGUCUGGACCACAGUGCUCUGCCUAUGGAUGGAGCCACACUGACUGAGGCUCUGCACCAGAGGGGCAUCAAUGUKCGUUACCUAGGCAACGUGCUGGAGUUUGUGGACAAGACCCCAGCCAAGGCACAGCUGGAGCACUUCUAUAGAAUAGGUAUCAGCGAGUUGAUCACCAGAUGUGCGAAACAUAUCUUCAAGACAUACCUCCAGACUAUGUACUCCAUCUCCCAGGGUGUGGAGUUGUCGGCCCUCUCAGCCGCUGUCAGCCACUUCCUCAACUGCUUCCUGUCCUCCUUCCCUGAUGCCGUGGCACACCUGCCUGCCGACGAGCUCGUGUCGCGCCGCAAGAACCGUAAACGCCGUAACCGAGUCCCGGGGGGAGGGGACAACACGGCRUGGGCCAGCCUGACACCCAGYGAGCUGUGGAAGAACAUAGUCUCUGAGGCCCAGAGCUACUACAACUUCACCCUGCACUGCGAGAAUGCUGACCAGGUAGUGGAGAAAUACGCCCUUCAGAAGAUCACCCUGCUCAGAGAAAUCUCCAUCAAAGCUGGCAUCCAGAUCCUGAUAAAGGAGUAUAACUUUGACAGUCGCCACAAGCCUGCCUUCACAGAGGAGGACAUCCUUAACAUCUUCCCUGUGGUGAAGCACGUCAACCCCAAGGCCUCCGAUGCCUUCCACUUCUUCCAGAGUGGACAGGCCAAGGUCCAGCAAGGUUACCUUAAGGAGGGCUGUGAGUUGAUCAACGAGGCUUUGAACCUGUUCAACAACGUGUACGGGGCCAUGCACGUGGAGAUCUGUGCCUGCCUGCGUCUGCUGGCUCGCCUUAACUACAUCAUGGGAGACCACCAUGAGGCUCUCAGUAACCAACAGAAGGCUGUCUUGAUGAGUGAGAGGGUGCUGGGCGUCGAGCACCCYAACACUAUCCAGGAAUAUAUGCACUUGGCUCUGUACUGCUUUGCCAACGGUCAGCUGUCCACUGCCCUGAAGCUGCUGUAUCGUGCCCGCUACCUCAUGCUGAUGGUGUGUGGGGAGGACCACCCUGAGAUGGCGCUGCUAGACAGUAACAUUGGCCUGGUGCUGCAUGGAGUAAUGGAGUACGACCUGUCUCUGAGGUUCCUGGAGAACGCCUUGGCCAUCAACUCCAAAUACCACGGACCCCGCUCCCUCAAAGUAGCMCUCAGUCAUCAUCUGGUUGCGAGGGUUUACGAGAGCAAGGCGGAGUUCCGCUCUGCGCUCCAGCACGAAAAGGAGGGCUACACCAUCUACAAAAACCAGGUGGGAGAGGCCCACGAGAAGACUAAAGAGAGCUCAGAGUACCUGAAGUACCUCACACAGCAGGCUGUGGCUUUGCAGAGAACCAUGAACGAGAUCUACAAGAACGGCUCCAACGCCAGCAUCAUGCCACUCAAGUUCACAGCACCCAGUAUGGCCAGUGUUCUGGAACAGCUCAAUAUUAUCAACGGCAUCAUCUUUAUACCACUCAGCCAAAAGGACUUGGAGAACCUGAAGGCGGAGGUUCAGCGGCGGCAGCAGCUUCAGGAGUCAGGAAAAAGCUUGGAGGAKCUCACUGUGGAUGGUCCACUAGAGCUGGAGGACAAAAUGCCCAUGGAUGUUAAUGUUGAUUAAUGUCAAACCCUMCACACCACACUACUUUCUACAAGGAAACAGAUGUGAUGCAACAGCCAUCUCCUUGAAUGAGCAUGUGGACCUGAGAACUGAGCUGUCUAAAAAUUAACAAUGAAAACAAGAAGGGUGAAGGGUUGUUAGGGGCAGUCAAAGAGAAACAUCUAUGUAUACAGUAGGUAGAGUGUUUUAUAAGAGGAGCUUCAAGGAGUAACAGAGCAAGAGUUACAGUAUAUACAGGGGUAGGAGAAUUUAAUAAAAAAGAGAAUAUAGAAUCCAUGUUCAAUCUGAAAGCCCGUAGCCUUGAGCUUUGGUAAAGAAACAGAAGGAGUAAGUGUGUGUGUGGCUGUGUGUGAAAGCGACCAAGGACGACCAUGACAUUGUAUUACCAGAGCCUUAUCCACUGUUCAUCCCACWYCACAUCAACCAACUGUUCCCUUUACCCUCUUCAACUUUUAGCCGAAGGACCACGGUUUACCCCUGCAACAACUCCAAUACUCCUAAGAGAGCCACCGAGGCGACUAGGGCUUCUGGUUUCACCAUGGCCCCAAGUUGCCUCGAAAUAACAACUGACACCCUGUCCCAAAACUCAGGGGAUAAUUAUUAUAAUUUUUUUUUUUACUGUGAACUAGAUCAGACUAAGAAACAGUAAUUAAAAUUAACAGCGAAUUCUGUUGGGCUACAGAUUGGAAGUUCUCUUCUCGUGCGUUUAGUAUUGUUAAACCUCACCUCCAGGCAUCCAUUUACUCGCUAGUGUUCCCUACGGUCAGUCAAACUAUUUGUAUUUCUAUUUAUCCCAGGUGGGUGGCUGUUGUGUCCUUUGGUUCUAUCACAGCAAUGAAACAGUGUGCUCUCAACCAAUCUUUUAGAAUGAUUUGUUACACCUUUUUUCUGUAAAAAUGUAUCUUUUUGUAAAAUCAAAAUGAAAGGGRGAGAAGAGAUUU